This is a messenger RNA of Cyclopterus lumpus (lumpfish), 3511 nucleotides long. RefSeq names its product BCL2 interacting protein 3 like b (gene bnip3lb). Gene Ontology annotation, cellular component: nucleus; mitochondrial outer membrane; mitochondrial envelope. Bases 449 to 1111 code for a protein of 220 amino acids. The record is from RefSeq and is a predicted model, not a curated record. NCBI's taxonomy places the organism in Eukaryota, Metazoa, Chordata, Actinopteri, Perciformes, Cyclopteridae. The transcript is spliced from 6 exons. Gene Ontology annotation, biological process: positive regulation of apoptotic process; mitochondrial outer membrane permeabilization; defense response to virus.
GGUGUCUGCAAACACGCACGUAUGAGCCGUGUACGUGCUCGUGCACACGCCGCCGUCUCCUCCUACAUAGGCAUUGCUCGUGGUGCUUUCGAUCAAUAGUUGAUGCACGCCGUAGCCCGAGCGGUUGCGUUAUCUAAUUCCUUUCCCUCUUAUUAUCUUUGGGACAGCGUGACGUCAGCUCCGGGAAGGUCUGAGCGGCUCGCGCGCGGCUGCUGCUCACAGACCAGCUAACGGUUAGAAAACAAACCGCAGCGGUGCGUUCGGUCAGCAAGCCCGAGAGUAGUAGGCCAUUAGGAUUAAUAAAGACCGAGAGUAGUAGGCCAUUAGGGUUAAUAAAGACCGAGAGUAGUAGGCCAUUAGGGUCAAGUGGACGACGGCACGAGUGAAUGUGUGCAGAGAAAGGUCGCGCGCCCGUUUAUGCGACCCGCCCCGCUCACAAGCCGCGACGAUGUCCGACACCGUGAACGUUACUUCCACAGACAACAACGGAGACUCCGGGCUUAACGGGUCCUGGGUGGAGUUGGAGAUGAACAGAGCCACAGCUGGAUCGGCCCCGCCGACCUCCACGGCCCCGGGCCUGCUGCUCCUCCCUCAGGUGGAGGAAGAGGAGGCCAUGGUGGGGGGGCUGGAGCACGUCCCGUCCUCGUCCUCGAUCCACAACAGUGACAUGGAGAAGAUCCUGCUGGACGCUCAGCACGAGUCAAGCCGCAGCAACUCCUCCUGCGACAGCCCCCCGCGGCCCCCCAGCCCCCAGGAUGACGGACAGAUCAUCUUCGACGUGGACGUGAGCGGCAGAAGAGACAGCCUCACGGAGGAGGAUGCCUUGGACAAGGAGAGGGACAUGGACAUCCUGAUGAAGGACGCAGACUGGGUCGCUGACUGGUCUAGUCGACCGGAAAACAUUCCCCCCAAGGAGUUUCAUUUCCGUCACCCUCGACGCUCGGUAUCGCUAAGCAUGCGGAAGACCGGGGCCAUGAAGAAAGGGGGAAUCUUCUCCGGAGACUUCCUCAAAGUCUUCAUCCCCUCGCUGCUGCUGUCGCACAUCCUCGCUCUGGGGCUGGGAGUGUACAUCGGGAAGAGGCUGACCACGCCGCCCGCCAGCUCUUUCUGAAACCCCAAGCUGAAGAUAAGUGCCUGAGGAGCGGCCUCGAGUCGCCGGAGGAAGUGUUGCUGUCGCGAGAAGAACGGCCGUCUCUUCUCCCUCUGUCCCGCCUGCCCCCCCCCCCCCCCCCCCCCCCCCCCCCUGAGAUAGGACAUGUUCUCAGGAGAAAUGCAUCUGCCUUUUUCCCCUCUCUCUGUCUCCUCUCCUACCCUCCUCCCCCCGCCUCCCUCAGCUCUUUUUAGUUAUCGGACUGUCUGUAGAUAUCCGCCCUCCCGCCUUAUGCCCUUCACUUCAUGCGUGUGCCGCUUUUUGGAAGAAUGAAUAGUCAUGUGUCACUUUUUUAAAAACUUUUUUUUUUAGAACGGACCACAGAUUGGGCCACCCGCGCCAGUAGCCCAGCACGCUGUCUCGGGUUGGGGGGGGGGGUGAGGGUUCGACCAAAUUCCGUGUCGGCCACGCAGACAGAAAAAGUGAUCAUGCUGUUUUUUUAAUUUAACAGUGGUGGUCCACUGAGCAGGUGUGUAAUGAUGACAGUUGCCACAGUUGCCACGCUAAACCCCGGGCUCUCGUGAAUUGCACUGGAGGAGCCAGAACACAAAAGAUUUUCUUUUCUCACUUUUUUCUGUGAUAGAAACUGGGAAUUCGAAUUUACUCAAUUCUGCGUCUGAAUGAAUGUUCUGGCGACAAUAACUGGGAUUAAGGGGAGUCGACGUUCCAGGAAGCUCCAGGCGUCUGUCCGAACCAGUCGCCGUCCACGUUGAGCUUCCUGGUUUGUCUGCAACAUAUCGUGGAUCAGUCCCCACUGGUUUUUACUCCCAGUGGAGCCGGAUAUGACAUGGAUACUGUGGCGAUUAUUUCAUAUCCCAAAAGUCAUCAAAAAGCAUUCAGGACUUAAAAGUUUGAAACAUUUUUUUUUUUAUUUCGCAUUGGUUUAAAGGUUUAGUGAUUUUAUUUCCUAAAAGAUGAGUUGAAUAUCAAACUGGAAUUAGUUGACUUUCACUUUCAAGAUUUUCGGUCGGGUCAGGGGAUGUGAUUUUUAAACGGCGCUAUCUUUUGUGUGAUAAUGUUUAGGGGUGGCCGGCCCCCGCUGCUUUCUAACACGCCCAACAUACUGAUUCCAGGGUUUUGAGAGGCUGUAAAAGUGACCCUCGCUUUGACGUUUGACACUUUGGAUGUUCGCAGACUUCCUGUCCACCAAGGGGAGGUUUGUUCUCACUAACGGGCUCCAUCUACUUCAUGUGUAAUCACAUGUGCUGGCAUGAUGGGAAAGCUUCACUGUAGCAUCGGAGGUUGGACUGUGGCCGGUUUUGUCCCAAGUGGACCUUCCACAGUCAGACGGGGGUCAAAUAAUAUUAGAUGUAGAAGUGCGGAUCUCCUUGACCACCCAUCCGGAAGUAAAGAACUCCUAGAGAUCUGAUAUUUGAGUUACUCAGGAGUAACUCCACUUGACUCCAACUACUUUGACAGAUGUUUAGGUUUUGAUUGACACAAUGACAUUUUAAAGGUGAACAUUAUGCUACCUGACGUUGCUUUGUUGCCUUUUCCAACAAAAAGAAAAGCUGAAGGAUUUAUUUUUAUUUUUUAUGGUGCAUUUCAGUGUUAAUCACGGAGAAAAGGAAAGAAUAGACAAACAAAAUAAUUUUUAUGAACUCUUGACAAUUUUUCCAUUUUUCUUUUUUAAAUCAAAGGGUUGAGUGUCAUAGAUGUGAAAAGUAUCUGUAAAGAAACACUACUUGACUUUUGUUCUGCUGUGAACAGCAACAAAAAGCUCUUUUAAAUGCUUCUUGACCCGGCGGGUCGACUCGGGUCCUGUUGUCUGAGCUCUCAGACGAUAAAUAAAAAGGUGCUGGACAGAACAGCCUGUAAAAGACGGGGGGGGAGGGAUGGGGAAAAGAGUCCCGCAUGCGAGACGAUGCUCCCGAGAACAUUUAGUCGAGGACCAACGGGGACGUGCGGUCAUCAAAUGGAUGUUCGCUGGAGCGUCGUCUAGGUCGCAGACGCCAUUCCUUCCGUCUUCUCUUUUAGUUUGAACUCUCACGACCGAUCGAUGAUCUCCAUUUCAACCACAGAGGUACUUUAGUGCGACACACACGGCGUCCUGUUUGACAGCAGUAUUGUGGAUGCAUCUUUUCCUUUUUGAGUGUCCGUUUUUGUUGUUUUCUUUUCCCUCCCUGACGUCGCAGAAAGAUUGUGAGCGAGUUUGAAAGAGUGCAAACGGGAAACCUCAUUGUGGAUGGCAGAGCCGACUGUGAAUAGGAAAAGAAAAGCUGUGGAAAGAGACUUCCUUCCCUUAAGACUUGGUCUAACAUUAAUUAUUGUGAUGAUGCGUUUGCUUUGAUUUUCUUGUUCCCACCACAUUGGAAGAAUUAAUCAACAUUUUGUCAUUAAAAAUGACCUGAAUGAACCUUU